Molecule: messenger RNA, 996 nt
Organism: Trichomycterus rosablanca
Lineage: Eukaryota; Metazoa; Chordata; Actinopteri; Siluriformes; Trichomycteridae
Gene: chtf8
Product: CTF8, chromosome transmission fidelity factor 8 homolog (S. cerevisiae)
Exons: 3
Coding region: 219-593 (124 amino acids)
Biological process (GO): mitotic sister chromatid cohesion
Cellular component (GO): Ctf18 RFC-like complex
Source: RefSeq, a predicted model, not a curated record
GCGGGAAAGUUGAGGCAGAAAGUGUUGAUACACCUCGGUAACAAAAAUAAUGAAAAAGUUAAAGGAUUUUAAUUUCUGAAACUGUUGGGGUUACUUUAGAGAAAUGCGAGUAAACCUUUAUUAACAUUCUUUUCUUUACUGAUUUAUUUCUGUCAGCGAACUGUUUACAUUUACUUAUAUUGCCAUUUUAUAGCGUGGUUUGAUACUUUAUUUGUAACAUGGUUCAAAUAGUCAUUUCAAGUAAAAGCGGGGAGACUCCUGCUGAAUGGCUGCUGGUGGAGUUACAGGGAGAAAUGAUAUCCCGACACAACACUGGACUGGCUGGUAAUCUUAUGGGGGAUUUGCACUACACGAAAGAGGGUGUACCAGUGCUGAUUGUGGGCCACCACAUCCUCUAUGGGAAACAGGUCAAACUGGAAAAACCAUUUGCUGUCCUGAUGAAACACUCUGGCCUUCCUCAAGAUGAUGAUGUAUCUAUGGAAACGAGCCAGGAGAAGCCAACAUCAUAUACUGUAUCUGCUCUUAUCAAAAAGAAGCUGAUCUUUAAAACCCGUCCUAAACCCAUCAUUACUAAUGUGCCCAAAAAAGUAUAAUAUUUAUUUAUUGAAAUGGGCUAUUAACUUACCAUCACACAAUUUGCAGUUCUUGAAAGGUAAGGUCCUAAAUGGUGGCAGAAGUACAGCCUCACAAGUACCCUCCUUUUUCAUGGACUUUUCUAUGUGUUUUACGUGGAUGUGAAAACGGACUGCAGACAUGUUCCUGAGGCAUGAAAUUUAUCUGCAUUUUGAGAGACUGGUUUACUGAAUACAUUAAAGUGAUAAGCAUACCAAGACAACAUAUGGUGUGAUUCAGAAAAAUUUAUUUCGGUAAAAACAUCUGAAAAAAAUAAACACAAUGUUUGAAGAGAUUUUAAAAAUGUAAAAUGUCACUUAUUUACUCUAAACAAUAAAUGCAAAUGAGGUCAAAGAGUAUUGGUUUCAGGUGUUCAUUAAAAAA